Molecule: messenger RNA, 1548 nt
Organism: Fonsecaea nubica
Lineage: Eukaryota; Fungi; Ascomycota; Eurotiomycetes; Chaetothyriales; Herpotrichiellaceae
Exons: 2
Coding region: 1-1548 (515 amino acids)
Biological process (GO): macroautophagy; neutral lipid catabolic process; multivesicular body membrane disassembly
Molecular function (GO): glycerophospholipase activity
Source: RefSeq, a predicted model, not a curated record
AUGCUGUUGUCCUUCCUCGCCUUGACCCCCUCGAUCGUUGUGGCCAAACUCCCCGCCGCCAUUGAUCCCUGGUAUCCAGUGCCAGCACCGAAAGAAUCAGACACUCAUGACUUUACACUAAGACACAUUUUCCAUCGAGGCACCUAUCGAGAUCCCAAUCUGCACAAACGCUACGAUUUUAGCCCGCAGGCGCCCGUCCUUCUCACCCAAGACGAUGACCAUGUCCAGACGUCUUUCCUCCAACCGCCGCCACACUUCAUCCUGCGUUCUGACUCUGUCGAGAUUGAGCGACUAGUUGACAGGCAAGCGCCGAGCAUUGAGAGAUAUCUCCAACAUGCUCGAUACACAGGCAGUCCGGCUGUGCUUGACGCUUCGCAGUGGACACUGGACGAGGUGGUGGGUCCCAAUAUCGAGCACAAGCCCACGGUACUCAACCUGGCGAUAAUGGCAGCCAACGCAUAUAACCCAGGCCCUGGCGAAGGAGAUUGGGAAGAUGUCAACCAAGGCUAUAACCGAUCUACACCAUUUGGAUGGGAAGGCGACGGGUUGAGGGGACAUAUAUUUGCCAACGAAGGCAACGAAACAGUCAUCAUUAGUCUCAAGGGGACUUCUCCUGCCGUCUUUGAUGGAGAUGGGACUACCACCAAGGACAAGCUAAACGACAAUCUCUUCUUCUCUUGCUGUUGUGCUCAAGGCGGCUCAUACUUCUGGCAUCAAGUCUGCGACUGCCAGACCGGCACGUAUACUUGCAACCGGACAUGUGUAGUCCAAGCCUUGAGACAAGAGAACCGGUAUUAUCGAGCUGCAAUCGACUUGUAUACCAACGUUACGGAAUUAUACCCAGAUUCGAACGUCUGGCUUGCAGGUCACUCCCUUGGCGGCGCAGUAACUAGCCUCCUUGGUCUCACAUUUGGUCUGCCAACCGUAACAUUUGAAGCGCCUGGCGAAGAUCUUGCAGCAAAGCGCCUCGGCCUUCCGGCUCCCCCAUCAUCAAAUCCCAACAGACCACGCACAAAAUAUACCGGGGCUUAUCACUUUGGAAACACGGCGGAUCCAGUCUUUAUGGGAACCUGCAAUGGUGCCACAGCAACGUGCACGUUGGGUGGGUACGCCAUGGAAUCCCAGUGCCAUACUGGCAAACAAUGUGUUUACGAUACUGUGAGUGACUACGGUUGGCGUGUGGGAAUAGGAAACCAUAAGAUUCACAAUGUGAUCGACAAUGUGAUCAAAAUGUACCAGACGGUCCCCACUUGUGAACCUGACGAUGAGUGUGUGGAUUGCUUCAAUUGGAAGUUCUUUGAGAGCAAUGGCUCGGACUCGACGACGACCACCCGGACAACUAGCACAAGCUCAACAACCCGCUACGACGACCACGGUACCGGUGGUUACCACCACCUACACGACCACAAGUUGCGUUACACCAGGCUGGUUUGGGUGCAACGAGAAAGUCAAUGUCACGGUAACAACAACCACGCUCGCGCCAACAACAACCUCGUCCACCGCAUCUGUCCCUGCUUCUGUCACGCACGACCCAUCGUCAACCUGUGA